Gymnodraco acuticeps is the source of this 2046-nucleotide messenger RNA. RefSeq names its product solute carrier family 7 member 9 (gene slc7a9). Gene Ontology annotation, cellular component: membrane. Lineage: Eukaryota; Metazoa; Chordata; Actinopteri; Perciformes; Bathydraconidae. Gene Ontology annotation, biological process: amino acid transmembrane transport. The record is from RefSeq and is a predicted model, not a curated record. Gene Ontology annotation, molecular function: L-amino acid transmembrane transporter activity. The coding region runs from base 113 to 1600 and encodes 495 amino acids. The transcript is spliced from 13 exons.
UGACAUUUACAUUCCUGCUCUCCUUCAUUAGAGUUAGUCCUGUAGCUCAAAACAAUCAAGGUUCAUGGAGCAUCACUGAAGUGGUUUUCUUCAGAAUCAUUAACAGACUGAAAUGGAUGAAGAAAACAUCAGGAAGAGGAAGGAGUCACAGAAUGGCUCCACCAGCAACAACGUGGACUCUCAGACUAAAAACAAGCAGCCUGCAAAGGCUACUGUGCUUCAAAAAGAUGUUGGUCUGUUAAGUAGCAUCUGUCUGAUUGUGGGGACGAUGAUUGGCUCGGGCAUCUUCAUUUCUCCUAAGGCUGUUCUGCUGUACUCUGGAGCGGUGGGCCCCUGCCUGCUCAUCUGGGCGGCCUGUGGCGUGUUAGCCACUAUGGGAGCUCUGUGUUAUGCUGAGCUUGGCACCAUGAUCACCAAAUCGGGGGGAGAGUAUUCGUAUUUAUCUGAGGCUUUUGGCUCCCUCGUAGCCUACCUCUACUCCUGGACCACUGUUAUGGUGCUGAAGCCCUCGUCCCUCGCCAUCAUCACUCUGAGCUUUGCAGAAUAUGCCUCCACUCCUUUCUACCCCGGCUGCACUCCCCCUGUCGUUGUUACAAAGAGUCUUGCAGCAGCAGCUAUAAUUGUGAUCGUCAUGGUCAACUGUUUAAGCGUUAAGCUGGCGAACUACGUACAGAACGUCUUCACUCUGGCCAAACUUUUCAUCAUUCUUAUCAUAGUGGUAGCUGGCAUGGUUAUGUUGGCACAAGGAAACACUGAGAAUUUGUCAAAUGCAUUUGAAGGCUCAUCAACGUCUGUUGGAGCAAUCGGACUGGCAUUUUAUAACGGGCUUUGGGCUUAUGAUGGAUGGAAUCAACUGAAUUUCAUUACAGAAGAGCUGAAAGACCCAUUCAGGAACUUGCCAUUGGCCAUCAUCAUUGGGAUCCCUUUGGUUUCUGUGUGCUAUGUGCUGGUCAACGUUGCUUACUUCACUGUUCUGACCCCCACUGAACUGCUGUUGUCUCCAGCUGUUGCCGUGACUUUUGGAGACAGAGUCCUUUACCCUCUGUCUUGGAUCGUUCCGCUCUUUGUUGUCUUCUCUACAUUCGGCUCUGCCAAUGGAAGCUGCUUCACCGCUGGCAGACUGGCCUAUGUGUCUGGUAGAGAAGGUCACAUGGUGAAAAUCUUAUCCUAUAUAAGCCUGAAGCGCUACACUCCAGCUCCUGCUCUCAUAUUCAAUGGUAUUUUGGCUAGCAUCUACAUUAUCCCAUCAGACAUCAACACCCUCAUUAACUACUUCAGCUUUGCUCAGUGGGGGUUUUAUGGUCUGACAGCACUGGCUCUCAUCGUCAUGCGUUACACCAGGAAGGAGCUGCACAGACCAGUGAAGGUGCCGAUUUUCAUAGCAGGCAUAAUGGUGCUGGUGUCCUGCUACUUAGUCCUGGCACCCAUCAUUGAUAAGCCAGACCUGGAGUACCUCUAUUGUACUAUCUUCAUCGUCAGUGGACUUUUCCUCUACUACCCUUUCGUCCACCGGAAGGUCAACUGGGCACGCAAAAUCAUGAGACCCAUCACCAUGCAUCUCCAGCUGCUGAUGGAAGUAGUUCCUCCAGAGAAAACUUAAUAAGAAGAGACAGAAUUAACAACGAGCUCAACUUCUGCUGUUUGUCAUGAAACAUGUUAAGGCUGUUAUUUUUAAAGCAGCUAUGCACUUUCAACCCAGAGUGGAUCAUAACUAAACAAUCACAGCUGACCUCUGUUGUACGGCUGCUUUACAACACUAACAGGAGGUGAGCGGUGAUCAUGAACCUGCUUACAGGGGUAACAUGAAAUCAUGGGUCAUUUUGUUUCAGGGACGAAAGAAGAGGAUUUGUGUUUCUAGAGAUUGUUCUUUAGAAAUACAUUUGCUGUAAUUAUAAUUUACUUAGAAGUACAAGAUAUUUAAAGUAAAGUGUAGGGGUUUGUGAGCUGAAGAAUUUGACCAUAUUCUCAUGAUGCCUCUCUCCACAUGAACAAAUAAAUCACUGACAAAGUCUUUUUUUAACAUAAAUAAACAGCAUCAAUCAUUUA